Papaver somniferum (opium poppy) is the source of this 663-nucleotide messenger RNA. RefSeq lists its product as uncharacterized. The record is from RefSeq and is a predicted model, not a curated record. NCBI's taxonomy places the organism in Eukaryota, Viridiplantae, Streptophyta, Magnoliopsida, Ranunculales, Papaveraceae. The transcript has a single exon. Bases 1 to 663 code for a protein of 220 amino acids.
AUGUUUUCUAGAACUCUUUUAGAAGCUCAUAAUUCUAAAGCAAUCAAAGGUAUUUCAGUAGCAAGAGGAGCACCACCUAUAAAUCAUCUUCUUUUUGCAGAUGAUAUUCUCAUUUUUACUCAAGCCAAUUUAACCAGUGUGAAUAAUCUUCUUCAAGUUUUGAAGGAUUUUAGUUUACGAUCUGGUCGGGUCAUUAAUUUUGACAAAUCUUAUGUUUUCUAUGGUAACAAUAUGAAUCCAUCUGUGUGUAGUACUGUCAGUAAUAUUUUGGGAGUUCAAUGCAUGGAGAAAAAUGAGAAAUAUUUAGGUUCCCCUCUGAUUAAUGGUAAAUCCAAGGUGAAAGCUUUUGAAGAUAUUCAGAUUCCUUUUGAGAGAAGACUUGGUAACUGGCAAGGUAUUAAUCUACACCAAGCUGGUAGAACUACAAUGGUUAAAAUUGUUCUCAAUGCUAUACCUAUGUACCAGAUGAGUAUUUUCAAGAUGCCUAAGACACUAAUUAAGAAGCGGGAUUCAUUGCAAAGGAAAUUUUGGUGGGGUUACAAGUCUAAUAGAGUUUUAAACUUAAUUGUUUGGCAGAAUAUGAGUUUAUCUCAAUAUUUAGGAGGUUUAGCCUUCAGGGAUCUAGAGAUGUUAAACCAUGCUCUUCUCACAAAAAUUUCAUGA